Lolium rigidum is the source of this 384-nucleotide messenger RNA. Its product is annotated as protein GL2-INTERACTING REPRESSOR 1-like. Lineage: Eukaryota; Viridiplantae; Streptophyta; Magnoliopsida; Poales; Poaceae. The transcript has a single exon. Bases 1 to 384 code for a protein of 127 amino acids. The record is from RefSeq and is a predicted model, not a curated record.
AUGAGCAGGAACGGCGGCAAGGUGUCGAAGCUGGAGAGCCUGAGGCUGAGCCUGUCGCGGGCGCGAGGUGGUGGUGGCGGGCAGUCUUCGUCCACCACGGCGCGGCCGGGAGGUGGCGGCGGCGGCGGAGCCAACGCGUCGUCGCCCCACAGGCGGUCCUCUUCCUCGUCGUCCACGGCGUCGCCGCCGAGCUCGUGCGUGUCGUCGGAGGGCAGCCCGGACGCGGCGGCCGGGCCGCCCAUGGUCCUGGCGGGGUGCCCCCGGUGCAUGAUGUACGUGAUGCUGUCCCGGGAGGACCCGCGGUGCCCCCGCUGCCACAGCGCCGUGCUACUCGACUUCAACGACGACGAGCAGCGCCGCCCGCGCCCUCGCCAGCGCCGGUGA